This is a messenger RNA of Amblyraja radiata (thorny skate), 971 nucleotides long. RefSeq names its product spermatogenesis-associated protein 24. The record is from RefSeq and is a predicted model, not a curated record. Gene Ontology annotation, molecular function: DNA binding. NCBI's taxonomy places the organism in Eukaryota, Metazoa, Chordata, Chondrichthyes, Rajiformes, Rajidae. Bases 46 to 639 code for a protein of 197 amino acids. Gene Ontology annotation, cellular component: nucleus; cytoplasm. The transcript has 6 exons.
UGAUUGGCUGGGCUGGGCUGGGCCGGCCGAACUGAGGCAGCGGCGAUGGCGGCUGUCGGGACGGACGCUGAUACCGAUGCUCACAUUGUGGUCCACAGACAGCUGCAAGACAUUGUCCUCGUCCAGCAGCAGCAGAUUGAAUACUUAAGCGAAAUGAUAAAGAAUAAAGAAGAAGAAUCAGUAAGCAUAAAGAUAUAUGAAGAUGUUGUGAAAGAAUUGGAGAAUGAAACAUUUCAGCAUGCUAAAACAAAGUCAUUACUUUCCAAGGAGUCUGAAAAACUGCAAUUUGCACUUGGUGAAGUAGAAAUUCUAAUGAAACAGCUAGAACGGGAAAAGAAUGCCUUUGAAAAUGCACUGGAAAGUAUUAAAAACAAGGCAUGGAAGGAAGUAAACAAAAACGACAAGUUAAAAAGCAAGUGCAAUGAUAUUGAGAAUAAAGUAGAAAAGCAAGAAGAUAUCUUAAGUAGCAAAGAAGAUCAGAUCAAAGAACUUUGUCAUCAACUUGCAAAGCAGAAAGCCACAUUGAAACAACAGGUUACUGAGUUUGAAAUACAGAAGCAGCAAAAUGCUUAUAUUGAACGUGUACUGGAAGGAAAAAAGAAGAAAGCGUGUGGAAAGUUUAUUCCUACCUCAAAGUAGCCCUGUAUACAUAGACUUUUACAGACUCCUAAAUAUUUCCUAAAUAUUACAAUAUUAUUUGUCAACUGGUCAAAUUUUGAAUUCUUUUGAUAGAAUGAUGCUUUCAGCGAGAUGUUGUUACUGUAAUUUAAUGUAGAAUAGUACAUCACAGGAACAGGCCCUUCGGCCCACAAUGUGAGCUGACCAUGAUGCCAAUUUAAAUUACUCAAAUCUCCUGUACAUGGUCUAUAUCCCUUCAUUCCUUGUCUGUCUAAAUGCCUGUUAAAUGUUGCUAUCGUAUCUUCUUUGAUCAUUUCUCUUGGCAACGUGUUCUAAGCACCUACCACUGUGUA